UAUGUGAUAAGUAGGUUAUGGGUAAAGAAUGUACUGAUUGAGUCGUUCAGGGUGUAAGCAGAUUCCUAUUGGAGAGGACGCAGCCCUGUGGGCGUGGCUGUCCAGAGUAAGCGGCCAAGGUGUUGUUAGUCGGUAUGGUUAGGAGCCGCAGCAAGAAGACGCACGAGGGAAGACAGUCGUGGACUGUAGAUUUUUUUUCUGAGAAUAGGAGGCUGUUUCACUAAAUAUUGUUGAAAGAAAAAAAGUGUGGCGCAAGGAUUAGGCGUUGCUGCCUGAAAAUUCCGUCUACAUUAUCGAGUCGAAAUGGACUUUAUUUGAUUGCACCGGAGGCGCGUUUCCUAAAGGUACACUGGGAGUGAAUUUAGUGGUGGCAAGAUUUAUCAGAUGGCGCUUCUCUCUUUGAUUGGCAUUGCAUAUUGAUGAGCUAGCUUACAUUUUCCCGUGUGAUCGACUUGCGUUGGAGGAGCUUCCAUGGCGACCAUGACGCACAUCUGCCCUCUUUACAUCAGCGUUCUGUGCCUGCUCCUGCUGAUGCGCGCACUGGCGGUGCGCGCUGCCUCCAAGGCCAUCGUGUGUGAACCCAUCACGGUCCCCAUGUGCAAAGGCAUCGGCUACAACCUGACCUACACGCCCAACCAGUUUAACCACGACACUCAGGACGAGGUGGGGCUGGAGGUUCACCAGUUCUGGCCACUGGUGCGCAUCCACUGUUCCCCUGACCUGCUCUUCUUCCUCUGCAGCAUGUACACCCCUAUCUGCAUCCCGGACUAUCGCAAGCCUCUGCCCCCGUGCCGCUCCGUGUGCGAGCGGGCCAAGCGCGGCUGCUCCCCCCUGAUGAGCCAGUAUGGGUUUGAAUGGCCCGAGAGGAUGAGCUGCGAGGGGCUGCCAGAGCUGGGUGAUGCUGACCGCCUCUGUAUGGACCGGAACAGCAGUGACGCCACUACUCUGUCCCCAGGCCCGGCCUUCCCCCCGAAGCCUACCCCCAAGGCCCCCUACCGCAACCCAGCCCGCCGCAGGCCGCAUCUCCUGCCCAAACCCCACCACCAGGACUGUGAACAACGCGGCUGCCGCUGUCGCCACCCCCUGGUGUCCGUCAAGCAUGAGGCCCGCUCACUGUACGGCCGUGGCGUCCACACAGGCCCCGUGGAGAACUGCGCCCAGCCCUGCCGUCAGCCCUACUUCACCCCGGACGAACACGCCUUCACCUCCCUCUGGAUCGGCCUGUGGUCGGUCCUCUGCUUUGUCUCGACCUUAACUACGGUGGUCACGUUCCUGAUUGACCGCGACCGCUUCUCCUACCCCGAGCUGCCUAUCGUCUACCUGGCUGCCUGCUACCUCUUCAUCUCCCUGGGAUACAUGGUGCGGCUGGCGGCGGGCCACGAGCGUGUGGCGUGCUCCGAGGACGGCGGGCACGUGCUGUACGGCGCUUCGGGCCCUGCCGGCCUGUGCACCUUGGUGUUCCUGCUGGUCUACUUCUUUGGCAUGGCCGGCGCAAUCUGGUGGGUGGUGCUCUCGCUCACCUGGUUCCUGGCGGCGGGUAUGAAGUGGGGCAACGAGGCCAUCGCCGGGUACUCGCAGUACUUCCACCUGGCCGCCUGGCUGGUGCCCAGCGUCAAGACCAUCGCCGUGCUGGCCCUGAGCGCUGCUGACGGAGACCCUGUGGCAGGGAUAUGCUACGUGGGCAACCAGAGUGUGGAGAGCCUGCGGGGCUUCGUGCUUGCUCCCCUGGUGGUCUACCUCUUCACAGGCUCCCUCUUCCUCCUAGCGGGGUUUGUGUCGUUGUUCCGCAUCCGCAGCGUCAUCAAGCAGGGGGGGACCAAGACGGACAAGCUGGAGAAGCUGAUGUUGAGGCUGGGCCUCUUCACCGUCCUCUACACGGUCCCUGCCGCGGUGGUGGUGGCCUGUCUGGUGUACGAGCAGCACCUCAGGCCCCAGUGGGACAGGGGUCUUUCCUGCUCCUGCCAGGCUGAGAGAGAGAGGCUAAGCCUAGGGCCAGACCACGCCAUCUUCAUGCUGAAGUACUUUAUGAGCCUGGUGGUGGGGAUCACCUCGGGGGUGUGGGUGUGGUCAGGGAAGACCCUGGAGUCGUGGAGGAGGUUCCUGGGGAGGUGCUGUUGUUCAUGUCCCUGCUGGGGCCACAAACCGUCCAGCGCGUCAGUAUACAGCGAGGCCAGCACAUCCCUCACGACACGCACCGGGCUGCUCCCCUCGCAGUCUGAGCACAAGUCCCUGUCGCACCCAUCUGUGUGACCAGACUGGCUGGACGCUUGUCAGACUCAUGGUGCUCCACAGAGAGUGACUGGAUGGACGCUUGUCAGACUCAUGGUGCUCCACAGAGAGUGACUGGAUGGACGCUUGUCAGACUCAUGGUGCUCCACAGAGAGUGACUGGAUGGACGCUUGUCAGACUCAUGGUGCUCCACAGAGAGUGACUGGAUAGACGCUUUUCAGACUCAUGGUGCUCCACAGAGAGUGACUGGAUGGACGCUUGUCAGACUCAUGGUGCUCCACAGAGAGUGACUGGAUGGACGCUUGUCAGACUCAUGGUGCUCCACAGAGAGUGACUGGAUGGACGCUUGUCAGACUCAUGGUGCUCCACAGAGAGUGACUGGAUGGACGCUUGUCAGACUCAUGGUGCUCCACAGAGAGUGACUGGAUGGACGCUUGUCAGACUCAUGGUGCUCCACAUAGAGUGACUGGAUGGAAGCUUGUCAGACUCACGGUGCUCCACAGAGUGACUGGAUGGACGCUUGUCAGACUCAUGGUGCUUCACAGAGAGUGACUGGAUGGAAGCUUGUCAGACUCAUGGUGCUUCACAGAGAGUGACUGGAUGGAAGCUUGUCAGACUCAUGGUGCUUCACAGAGAGUGACUGGAUGGAAGCUUGUCAGACUCAUGGUGCUUCACAGAGAGUGACUGGAUGGAUGUUUGUCAGACUCAUGGUGCUCCACAGUGGCUGACAGAAACUAGAUGGAUGUUAAUUUAACUUAUUCAACAUAUUGUAAAUUAUGUAAACUAUUGUCUUCACAUAAGGACAUGUUUAAACAAAUUGUGGCAAUAUAGAAGUAUUUUGUAUUAUAUUUCCUAGUUCUCAUCCUCGACUCAUUGCAGGAGAUUUCCCCUGAAGUUGGAACUUUUUAAAAGGUGUUUUUAAAUUAUCUGUGGGG
This is a messenger RNA of Oncorhynchus keta (chum salmon), 3164 nucleotides long. Its product is annotated as frizzled-5-like. The record is from RefSeq and is a predicted model, not a curated record. Gene Ontology annotation, molecular function: Wnt-protein binding; Wnt receptor activity. The coding region runs from base 472 to 2250 and encodes 592 amino acids. NCBI's taxonomy places the organism in Eukaryota, Metazoa, Chordata, Actinopteri, Salmoniformes, Salmonidae. Gene Ontology annotation, biological process: non-canonical Wnt signaling pathway; canonical Wnt signaling pathway. The transcript has 2 exons. Gene Ontology annotation, cellular component: plasma membrane.